Molecule: messenger RNA, 1534 nt
Organism: Trifolium pratense (red clover)
Lineage: Eukaryota; Viridiplantae; Streptophyta; Magnoliopsida; Fabales; Fabaceae
Product: heat shock 70 kDa protein 8-like
Exons: 3
Coding region: 251-1534 (427 amino acids)
Biological process (GO): cellular response to unfolded protein; protein refolding
Cellular component (GO): cytoplasm
Molecular function (GO): misfolded protein binding; ATP-dependent protein folding chaperone; heat shock protein binding
Source: RefSeq, a predicted model, not a curated record
UCGACUCUGCAACCGUCCACCACCACCACAUUUCGCCGCCGCCACUUUUCACUCCACUCAACUAACACCUUCUCACCCUUUUCGCCUUUCCGCCCUUCCCCUCUUCACCGGCAACAACAACAAUGGUGGUGGUGGUGGUUUAUGGGGUAAUAACCCUUUUGACUCAGAUGAUUUCUCUUCAUCUUCUUCAGAACCUGCAUCUACUGCGGCAUCUUGUAGCGGAAACACCGAGGAGGAAAGCUCUGAAGUAAUGAUAUCAACAAAGAUGACAGAACCGGCAUAUACUGCGGCAUCUUGGACUGAAAACACCGAGGAGGAAAGCUCGUCACUGCCUCCUGAAAUAACAAUCGGAAUUGACAUUGGCACGUGGCCAUGUUGUAUUUCUGUGUGGAAUGGUUCCGAAGUGGAGCUUUGGAAAAAGAACAUAAACGAGAUGAUGAAGAGAUCUUGCGAAACUUCCAAAGAUCGUGACUCUUCUAUUGGAGCUAGUAGUACUGAAGUCUCAAUCUGCCUAGAAAAAGAGAUUAAAAUCUUAUACAUGAAAGACUUUUGUAGCACAGUUUUCGGUGAAAAUGCAAGUUUUCCGUUUCUGAUGCAUACCGUGGAUAUUAAGGUUCGCCCUUUUGUUGCUGCAUAUGUGAACAAACUGUGGAAAUCUGCUACUGUAGAAGAACUACUUGGAAAAUUUAUGAUAGAAUUGAGAUCAAUGGUUGAAACUCAUCUGGACAAACCUAUAAGAAAUGUAGUGUGUACAGUUCCAGUUUCAUUCAGUCAAUUGCAGCUAAACUGGAUACAUUGCGCUUGUGCGAUGGCCGGUCUUAAAGGUAUCGGACUGAUGCCUAAACCAACAGCAGUGGCUUUGUGGUAUGUGGUUCAUCAACUGACUUCUUCUGCUUCUAACAAUGAAAGCAUGAAAAUUGCUCUCAUUUUUAAUAUGGAUGCUGGUUAUUGUGAUGUUUCUGUCAUUGAAGCAGAAAAAGGAAAAUUCCGAACAAAAGCCUCGACAGAAAGUUCUAUUGGUGGAGAAGAUUUGCUUGGAAAUAUGAUGUCUUAUCUUUUACCUGAUUUUGAAGAGAUAUUCAAGAGACUUGUUCAUUGGAAUUCAGAAAUUAUAUUAAUGGCUUUUCUUCGAAGUAGAAUCCAUGACGUGAUUACUAAGCUUUCGUCUGAGACAAGUGUUGAGGUUGAUUUAGAUUUGGGAUAUGGUUUGAAGAUAUGCAAGGUUGUAACGCGGAAGGAGUUUGAGGAAGUUAACAAAGAGGUGUUUGAGAAGUGUGAAAAGUUAAUCAUCCAAUGCUUGCAAGAUGCAAAGAUAGAAGUUGAGAAUAUAAAUGAUGUGAUAAUUGUCGGUGGAUGUUGUAAUAUACCAAAGGUGAAGAAUCUUGUUACUGAAAUAUGCAAUGGAAAGGAAAUUUAUAAAGGUAUGAAUCCUUUGAAUGCUGUACUUUGUGGUGCCGCGGUAGCAGGAGCUGUUGAUGAUGACAUUGGUAACAUGGACUUGUUUGCUUCUAGUAAAUGGAAAGCAAAUUUAUAA